Molecule: messenger RNA, 1197 nt
Organism: Echinococcus granulosus
Lineage: Eukaryota; Metazoa; Platyhelminthes; Cestoda; Cyclophyllidea; Taeniidae
Product: Cyclin-T1
Exons: 5
Coding region: 1-1197 (398 amino acids)
Biological process (GO): regulation of transcription by RNA polymerase II; positive regulation of DNA-templated transcription, elongation
Cellular component (GO): cyclin/CDK positive transcription elongation factor complex; nucleus
Molecular function (GO): cyclin-dependent protein serine/threonine kinase activator activity
Source: RefSeq, a predicted model, not a curated record
AUGCACAAUUUUUACGAAGUAUUUUCUCCAGAGACGGUCAAACCUGUAAUGGUCUCCAUAGCCUCUUUAUAUCUCGCCUGUAAAACGGAGGACUUCUCUAGGAAAUUGUCCUUACUGAUAUCUGUGGCUUAUGGUGUGUUUAAAAAAACCGCGCCUGCCGAAUCGUCAUCUACGUUUCGACGGAUCGUUCAGAAUAUCCACGCGCUCGAAAGCACUAUCCUAAUGGUUGUUGGCUUCCAGAAAAUGGAUGUCAAGCACCCGCAUGUGAUUCUUAUCAAUGUUCUCCGCCAGAAUGAUUUCCCAAAACAAGUUUCCCAUACAAGCUACUUUGUGUGCACCCAUAUACUUCACUUCACAACUCUUCUUUUGCAUCACUCCAUGGAAGCUAUCGCUGCCACUAGUUUAUACGUUGCUGCCAAGUGGAAUAAUUACGAUAUCAAAAGUGAAGAUGGAGAAUGGUACCGGUUGUUUUCGCGUGACCUCACGCUGGAGGAGAUUCGGAAAAUGGCCGAUGAAUUUACUCAGGCUUUUCAGGCAUGUGAUGUCAAAAUAAAAAACCAGGUGAAGAACACAUUGAAAAUGAAUUUCAAUCGUCACCACGCACGUGAAGAUCCCACGAUACAGGCUCGGAGAAUGAAUGAACCAGGAAGGGCUUACAAUCGAUCUGAAAAGCGGCCUUAUGAAUCUCAGACCACGUUAAAUCAGCGGCAGCAUGUGAAAAAUAUGUUCCCUCCAUCUAGCGGUGGUGUAUUUUCAACCAAUAGUCAACAGCUGUUGGCGGCUAGUGGUAAUAUCUACGAUGAUUCUCGAUCGCGGAUGAAAGUGCCACGUGUUUGUUCGCCAAAGUCACAGCCACCACCUCAAAUUCACAAUCAAAAUCCCUUCCCUGUUGCUUCCCAUCCCGAUUCUGCGUCUGCAUUUAAGCGCGAGGAGGCUCCAAAGCACCCUGACAGUGUCGGAGCCUCCUACCCGUCAGUUACUUCGCGCUCCUCCACGACCUCAGCUGCAAGGAACGACCUCUCAACUGUACCCGCCGUCCGGUCCACAGCAAGCACACGGCUUUCUGUAGUCCGCUGCACCAUGCAGUGGGAUGAGGUUUCACAAUCCCAUUUUACAAGUCUCUACAUGUUUCAGCAAGCCAUCGCUGUGGACUAUGUCAAGAACCUCAUGAACUUUUCCCUCGUCUGCCAAGCUUAG